Molecule: messenger RNA, 8843 nt
Organism: Phacochoerus africanus (Common warthog)
Lineage: Eukaryota; Metazoa; Chordata; Mammalia; Artiodactyla; Suidae
Gene: NUDT3
Product: nudix hydrolase 3
Exons: 5
Coding region: 300-818 (172 amino acids)
Biological process (GO): diphosphoinositol polyphosphate metabolic process; diadenosine pentaphosphate catabolic process; diadenosine hexaphosphate catabolic process
Cellular component (GO): cytoplasm; nucleus
Molecular function (GO): endopolyphosphatase activity; diphosphoinositol-polyphosphate diphosphatase activity; bis(5'-adenosyl)-hexaphosphatase activity
Source: RefSeq, a predicted model, not a curated record
CGCAGCGCGCCCAAGAUGGCGGCGCGGUCGUCGUCGGGGGUGGCGGCGGCAGAGGGGGCGGCGGCCGUGGCGGGAGCGGCGACGGCAGCCGUGACGGCGGCGGCGGCGCGGGGCCUGGGCCGGGGAGAAUGAGGCGGCCGCGGCGGGCCAGCGGCGGAGCCGUGUAGCGGAGAAGCGGCUCCCCCUCCCAGCUUCCCUUGGUCGAGCCGGGGGCGCGCGCGCGUGGCCGUCCGGAGCGGGCUCCCCCCUCCACCCUCGACUCCCGCGACCCGCACCGCACCCCCACUCGGGCCCGGAGGAUGAUGAAGCUCAAGUCGAACCAGACCCGCACCUAUGACGGCGACGGCUACAAGAAGCGGGCCGCGUGCCUGUGUUUCCGCAGUGAGAGUGAGGAGGAGGUGCUACUUGUGAGCAGUAGUCGCCAUCCAGACCGAUGGAUUGUCCCUGGAGGAGGCAUGGAGCCCGAGGAGGAGCCAGGUGUGGCAGCAGUCCGUGAAGUCUGUGAGGAGGCUGGAGUAAAAGGGACAUUGGGAAGAUUAGUUGGAAUUUUUGAGAACCAGGAAAGGAAGCACAGAACGUAUGUCUAUGUGCUCAUUGUCACGGAAGUGCUGGAAGACUGGGAAGAUUCAGUUAACAUCGGAAGGAAGAGGGAAUGGUUUAAAAUAGAAGAUGCCAUAAAAGUGUUGCAGUAUCACAAACCGGUGCAGGCGUCGUAUUUUGAAACGUUGAGGCAAGGCUACUCAGCCAACAACGGCACCCCGGUCGUGGCCACCACGUACUCAGUGUCUGCUCAGAGCUCGAUGCCAGGCAUUAGAUGACUGAAGACUUCCUGUAAGAGAAAUGGAAAUUGGAAACUAGACUGAAGUGCAGAUCUUCCCUCUCACCCUUGCUCUUUUCACCUCUCCUCACAGGCCUCCUCUUUCAAAUAAGGCAUGAUGGGCAGCAGAGAAAGGGUUUAUUGAUAACGUUGCUGUUUGGUGUUAAGUGAUUGGGCUUUUUCUUCUCUUUUUAUUGAGGGGGUGGGGGUUGGGUAUGUAAUUUGUAAGUACUUUUGUGCAUGAUCUGUCUCCCUUUCCACACCCCUUCAAUCCUCUGAAGAGGCAAACAGCCUUCCUUCUGCCUUGGAUUCUGAAGUGUUCCUGUUUGCCUCAUUCCAAUCCUGGCCAGAUAUUUUUCUUUGAUUUUUAAUUUUUUUUUUUUUUAAUUAAAAGAUACCAAUAUGAGAUGAAACCUUUCAAGAAUUUGUCCUAUAAUGUGCUCUUAAGUCUGGUAGGUUGGUCACUUUCACUGCAGGAUACAUUUAUCUACACAUUAUAUACUGGGCAUAUAAUAUGUAAAUAAAUGGCUUGUAGGAGGGGAAUUUAACUGUUUACUUCUUAAAGGUUUUGUUUUUUACAUUUGGGGUGUUUCUGGAGAGCCUCACAAUUAAUUCACCUUUUUUGUUUUUGAUGCUAGUGGCUAGGUGAGUUUCCCCGUCCUCUGUUUUUCCCCCGGCCUUGGCCGUAGUUAUGUGGGUGCAGGGAGAGCUUCGCUACCUUCAUGUAGGUGCUCCCAGGACUCAUGGCCUUCUCUUCCCGACGCUGUUUCCACGCCAAGAAAGAAACAGGAAGAAACCCAUUUUCUUUUUUAUUCCGAAGCCUCAGCUCAGAUCUGGAGAAACAAUGAUAGAAAUUGUAUUCCUCCCUACGUGUUGACCAUAGGGAUUUGAACUGGAUUCUUGGAAUUACUAUCUAAAAAACUGGAGCAUCGAGCACUGUUUCUAUCCUGCUGGUUUGGAAUUUUUUCCAUAAUGCUACUUACCGCUGACAGCGGCCUCUCUCCUUGUACAUACAUGCCUUACAUCGUGCUGAACUGGAUGUUGUCCUUGUGCUCCGAAGCAUCCGGCUGUACCUGGUGAGUGCAGCUGUACAGUCCCGUCCGCAUUCUGAGUAACCGUGUUAAGUUCCUAAGGAGUACACAGGAGGAGAAUUCAGGUCUUUGCUUGCCUUUGUCAGGUAUACAACACUUGUAAUUGCACCAUGGAGCAUGCUCAGAAAUAGUAAAUUUGUCUCCCCCCUGGGAUGUGAAAGGUCCGUCCUCCACUGAGAAGUGGUAUGGGAGGAGGCUUAAUCCCUUUCCAGAACAGCUACAUAGUGCAUUGGCUCACUGCAAACUGUCUUGUUGGUUUUUGCUACAGGUUUGAUGCUGGUUUCAUUUGCCAGUUGUGUUGUUUAGUUGAAAAAUAUGCAGAAAAGGGUCUUGGGGUGGGGCGGGUGCGGGAGGGGGGCACUGAUCGGUCCCUGGCUGGGGACAGGAGUUUGUUGCUAUACUCUUAGUGGCACCUCCUUUGUCAGAACAUAGCCAAGAUGUGAAAUUAAAAUCGUAGUUCUCUUUAUUUAAAAAUUCUAAUAAAUACUCAGACUUUGAAAAGCUUUUUUGCUCUUCCCUCCCACUAAAAUGUAUGUAUGUGGUAGGCCUGUGUCAUUUAACGUUCAGCAUUUUGGGGGACAUCAGUUGAUGAACUUUUUAAUUUUUGCUCUCUGCUCUCAGUUUGCAUCUUCUUUCCUAGUCUUGAAACACGGAGCCAGAAACAGGGCCAGCAGUUUCCUUAGGACACCGCUCUACCUCUGGGAAUGAAAUUUUGCUCCCAAGGAAGGGUCCCAGUGGAUAGAUAGCACCAUGGGAUUUGAGUCUAAAUGCCAGCUCACUGUUCCCAUGUCCUACUUUAAAACGAACACACUGCUGCUUAUUACCUGAUGUAGGGCAUUCUGAGGUUCUGGCCAAAUAAAGAGGAAAAUAAAAUAAAUUCAACUGAGCACUAAAUGCAAUCCCCAAAAACACAUUCUUCCAAACAAAUUCUUCCUUUGUGAUAUGAAUUGAAAGUGCUUUGCAGGAAAACAGUCAGUGGUCCUGAAAUAGGAAUUGCAGUGUUAAUAAUAGUUUGUGCAUUUUUUUUAAUGAUCUGAAGAUGUUUUCACUGGGCUGGUGUAACAGUAUACCACCCUACAGAAUCCAGUUUGGAUUGUUGUUGGCGUCUUUGGGUCAGGAAAGUGAACUGUGCCAAGUAUUUUUUAGUGACGUGAAUGGAUCCCAUUAAUGCAGUUACUGGAGAGAUUGUGCUGAUGCUUUCCUAACUGACAAAAGGAGGCUUUGUCCAACACUAGAAUUGUUGAAACUGGUGCUGUUUUCUGUUGCACUGGGAUCCUGAGGAGCAGGGGUUGGUGUUUUCCCUCCCUGGCACCAUAAACACCAUGGCUAUCUUUACCGGCGUAGCAGGCACCACUUUCCGGGGUAGAUUGCUUAGACCCGUGAUUGCAGCAACCUUUCUGUCUCCCCUGGAGAAAGUGAGGAGAGACAAAAGAAAGCACAAAGUUUACCCUACUUGCAGAAUAUUCCAGUGACACUGAUUUGCCAUUAAUCCUGUAAGUACUCAUUUUAUUUGGGCUUGACAGAAGCAGGUUCCUGUGUUCAGGGCAGAUAUAAAGUCUUUCCCACAGUGAAUUUGCAUGUCGUAGAUUCUUGGUUGUUACCGGAGUGUCCUUCAAAGUGCACCAUACUCAGGAUAGAGAAAGAGAGCUGUGGAUUUCUUUUUUAAUUAAAAUUUGUUUUUAGUUUAUAAAUUACAGCCCUUUGGGAAACACUAGUGAGAUCAUGCCUUUCUUUUUUUGUUGUUGUUGGACCAGGACUGUGGCGGGAGGUGGGGGGUGGGUAAGGGCUCCAAGGGUUUAGAUCUUUAGGUAGGCUCUCAGAACAGUGCAGUCCGUGACACAGGAGUCUUGAUUUUUCUCAUAGCAGACAUAACCGGAUGGAAAAGUUAAUGAAUGGAUUGUUUUGUGCCCUGCUCGGAGAGUUCCCUCACUGAGUCUGAGCCGAGGCCAUCUGGAGGGAUCAAAGAGGGUGGGGGUAUCACCCCCUGGGAGGCCGAGGAAGGCCUGGACAGUGGCCUGGCGGCAGGACCUCUGCCCUCUGCACUGCAUUGCGAGUCCUGUGCAAAGUGAGGCACUUGAGGCCUUGCUACUACCCGUGGCCUCCGGGGAGCAGAGCGGGUCACCGCCCUCAGAGAGUGCUUAAAGUUUUGCACACGCGUUGCCACAUAGUCAGCUUCCUUCAUGGCAGAGAACUGUUCUCUCUUUUGGUAUUAGGAGUUGGCCCAUGUAAAAGUCUCUUAGACUUGCUUAGAAGAAAAAAGGUCACGUUUUGUUUUCAGAAUUCUAGAAGGAAAAAGUUCCCAAUGGAACUUUGCUUGCUCCUUCGCCCUCCCCUUUCUCCUCCUCCCAUACCCUGUGCAGGGGUUUAUUCUAAACCUCUUGCACCAGCAAGUCAUCAGUCUUCUGUUGCACCUGAGUGUGCUUUUCACACAUUGAACUUAAUGUAUUUGUCAUUUCCGUCUCAGUGCUGUGCGUUAAUACCUUUGUUGCCUCCCUACUUUGAUCUUUUUUUUAAAAGAGCUUAGCCUGAGCCACUUUUUUUUUUUUAGUUUAAAAGAAGAUUUGAUAACCACAAUGUGAUUUUUGCCACGACUUUAUGAUUUUUAGAUUUCUGAAUUAUUCUCUAAGCCCGACCUAGUUGAGUUGAGAGUAGAUUUAGAAUUAGAAGAAAUACCUGGUGAAAUCUCCAUAGUAGGAUGAAUUUUUGCUUUAAGAGAAAUGAGAGUUAGCUAUGACUGAUAAUACAGCUUCAUCCUGGUCCCAUCCGCAUUUCACAAAAAAAUAGGAGACAUGCAAGACAGUCAACCCAAGCAGCCCUGGGGAGAGAUUAUUUAAUGAUGAUUAGAUAAUGCAAAUGCCUCUUCUAGUUCUCAUUCUUGAAGAUUCCAAGUCAGACCUGAGGCCUUGUGGUUCAUAGUGUCCAGCAGGGUGGCGGUCAUUUUUUCUGAGCCCGGCUAGGAUGGAGCCUAUCUCCCUAAGGCUGUGCAGCUGGCAGCGUGGCCUUAGCCUUGGUCAUCAGGGCACCCACCUCAACUGGAAUGUGGGAGAAAGCACCCCAGAGUCAGCCUCGGUGCUCUGGAGUGAGCCUGGUGAGGGAGACCCCACCUUCCAGGAGAGCUGUGUUUUCCAUGUCACCUUGUUUGUUACCUAAAGCAGUGAGACAUUUGCUUUCUUCAGGUAACCAUGAAGUGCUAUCCACUGAUUGCAGUUCGUUAGAAGAUACUGCAUCAGGUUGACUGAGGUCACCAGGGGUCCUGGGAACCUGGAGAGCUUAGGCAGACUCUUCUUUGGAGGCCAGAAGCCUCUGAAAGGACUCUGGCCUCUGAAAAGGCAGCUUCACAUUUUGACAAUAUUUUUGCUUUAGCUGAUAACCUUUCAGGGAUAUGAGAAGCCUAAUCAGGACAUCUGAAAAAAUGAUACCUCUCACCUUCAGGUUAAUCAAUUCUCUUAGUGCCCUUAAAAAUUAGAGAGAGGAGAGUAUCCCAUUUGGUGUUGCUUUGAACAGAUCCCUUGAGCAGAGGCUGGCCGUCACAUGAUCUGGUUUUCUCUGUCCCUGCAGUAUGAAGCUUUCCAGAUGAAAAGGCAUCUCUCUCCCCUAAAGCUUUGUUUAUAGUGAUGGUUUGGUGAGCUUGAGAUUGUCUUAGAAAAUGAGCCCAUCCAUUUGGCUAGGGGAGUGCAAAGGGAAGCCACUUUAAUUCAGAAGUCAGCACACCAGGGGGGACUCUGCUGGAGAAGGAAGUGCUUUUGGCUGGAAAAGCAAGAUUAAUAUCUAGAAGGUGGCGAGUCAUUGCUUCUGUUCCGCCAGCAAUGAGUUGUUUAAUUAAAUACUCUAGGUUUCCUUUGCUUUACAUUCCCAAUUCUAACCCCAAACAGUGGCCACUGGAACACCAAAAAAGGCAUUUAAACCCCUGAAGAUGGGCUUUAAAAGAUACAGAAACAGCAGCAUUGUCAUUUUCCAGGUUCAUCACCAUUUUGCUCUGCUACCCAUCCUUUCCCCACUGCAGCCAGGCCAGAUGUGAAGUUUCUGUUAAUCAUUGAAUUGGGAAACAUAAAUUUGGGUUCUGGAACAAUUACCAACUAAAUUGCUUACCAUCUGUGGGGUGCACCUUUCAGAGAAUAUUUUAGCGAUACAGUGAAAUCGCUCUUCUGAGUUUGAGGUCCCAAUCGGGCAUUAAGAUCAAAAUCUUAAAAGUCUUUGGAACUCCUUAGGAGAAAAGCAAGCUGCCUCAAUCUCAAUACUGGACCUUGAGAUUGUACUCCCCUCUUCGUAGUGUGGGGUGGGGUGCCUCACCUUAAGGAAAUCAUUUUUCCAGUUAAGAUUGACCAUAAAUCCCUACGAGAAGUAAGCCUAUCUUUCUGAACACUUUUGUGCUAGAUUGAAAAUAUUAACCUAAAGCUGCAAUAGAAGAUCAGGUAUCCUCUUUCACCUCAUUACUGUCCCACUGAAACAAACAAACAAACAAACAGCAUUUCAGGGUUAAACCUUGGUCUGUUGUGUAUCUGUUCGUUGUGGAGAAAAUAUAUCACUAAUAAAUGAUCCAAAGAAAACACCUAGUUUGGUUCCUCGUUUCCGGCUACAUAACAGAUAGGACUUUUUCCAGAGAAGAUAGAGGCUGAUUAUCAGGACCUCAGAACCGGAGUGGACAGACCUGCCCCACAUUGAGCCUCCAUGGGGGCAGGUGGACGUUAGGUCCUAGAGAGCUUCCACACGCUGGGGGAGGGGAGGGCCGUGAGGACAGGAAGGAUUUGGAGGGGAGCGGCGAGCAUCUAAGCCACGGGGCGCAGACACAACCCUGCCUUCUGCCUCCUCCCAUAUGAUGAGGGUACUUUUUGCUCAGAAUCCAAGGCAGCUCUCUCCUCCAAAAUCCAGUUUGCUUCAGAUGUUUUGUUUAACCUCUGAAGACCUCGCUCUUUCACUCACCCUGCAUGGGCCUAGACAUGCUGCACAAGCAGGACACAGAUGCAUGAGGAAGUCCGGGGCCCUGCAGGAGCAUAGUGUUGCGUUUCGUAGUUAGAAAAAUAGUUGGUCUGCUCUCUUGUGAAAGAGGAAGAGUGUGUGGUGCAGUUUUAUAAAUGUCGGGUCUUUUUAUUUCGUGGUCUGAAAGCAUUCAAACUGGCUGAUGAUUGAAGAAAAACCUGGUGAUUAGAAUACGUAAAAUUCCAGUUAGUGCCUCUGAAGAAAGAUAGCUGCCAGUCUGCCAUGUGUUUAAUGCAAUCGGGAGCAUUUGAGGACGUUGGGAGCUGUUGUAAAGGUAGAUAGAGCAGGUGUCUCCACCUGCCCAAGUGUGUCAGCGUCAAGAGAGAGGAAAUGGAAGCCCACUAGUGGCAACUUGUGUAAGGAGCCCAGUCUGUUUCAAGGACCUCUCUCCCAUCCUAUCCAGUGGCCUUGGUCGGGGUGGGCUCUGAGGAAACAGCGAGGCCCCAGCUCUGUCUGCUGAGCUGCAGUGUGUGGUCUCCAAACAGCAUAAGGCUCAUCUGAGGGCUUUGCUCGCUGUGAUCACCUCCACUCCACUCAUCGCUCAUCAGCAUCCGAAAGGCCUGGGACCAGUCUGGUUCUAAAACGCAUGAACUAGAUGUUCCUCCUCCCCUGUUUGAAGUGUGUUGUCCAGAUGCAGUCUCCCUUUGGCCAAGGUCAACAGGUAUUUCCAGGGAACCCUUUGGAUGGAGGCAAAGGAGCCAAGAUGAAUUGAGUUUACCUUGUUCUGAAGGACAGACGUCUUUGCACCUUCCCCCUCAUGCUCAUACAUUUUUAGCUCGGGCUUAAGUGACCAAGUCUCCAGAACUGAGACCGAGAGCCGGGGGCUCGCACACCUGGGACCAGUCCCCUGGGGACCUCACAGACUCAGACUAGACUGUUGUGAUCCCACCAGAGCUCUGCUGCUGUCCGCUUCCAUCAGGACCACUCCGAAAAGCUAACAGCUCGGCCUUUCCACCAUCACGUCAUUCCUUGGUGGCUGUUCUGCAGAAUGAGGUGCUGUCACCAGUUUAGACAAGGCACUUUAUAUUUGUAGAAAGGGUAGAAAAUGGAACAGCCAGUGGGCUGAAUACGCAUAUCCUUGGAGAGCGAGCAUGGCAGAAACAACUCCGAAUGAGCUCAACAAAACUGGCGACUCCAGGGAAUGGCAUUUUUGUGGGAAGAGGGGUUGGUGGUGGUCCUUUAACCUCCUAGGCCCUGGUACUGUGUCAUGCAGCCAGGGUUUGGAAUAAUGCCACCCCUCCUGCAGUCCAGAGCCCCUCCAGGACUAGGGUCUUGCAGCCCAUGGGUGCGUGGUCUUGUUUUCCAUUCUUCAAUUUCCGAAACUACCCUGCUUGGUAUUGUAUGGGAAAUACACUGUCCUGCCUGCCCACUCAAAGCCUUCUGCGCAGGCCUGGCUUCUCCCCGUCAUCUCCAAAGCGCUCGUAAGGAAGGCCUGCCCGGGGCUCUUAGGUGCUGAUGGGGGCAGAGUUGGUUCAGAGGAGGUAGAAGGAAAGUGUUCCCGUGUCCCUGUCCCGAGGAGAAUAUUCUUGUGUGCUUAGGCUCCCUUCAUACCUCUUCCCGUGGCACAGGCAGGCUGUGGAGGAGGAGGGCUGGAAAGAAGGUCCAGGUUUGGGUCCGAGACGUGCACAACAGAUGCGCGUCCCAUUUCCCCCUUCCGUAACACGCCAGCGAUAUGUAACCAUUCUCCUCACCAACCCCCCCCCCCCCCCCCCCCGCCCCGAUGCCAGCAGUAGAGGACAGAGCCCUCGCCUGUAGACCAUGUGGAGCUUUGGUACUCCGCCUGCAAUUCCACCACCUCAUACCCCACCUUUUUGUAAAAACAAAUGCUUUCACCCGUGAGUGUGCUCGUCCUCUCUGUGUGCGUCGGCGUCUCUCCAGUGGAGCUGUGUGGGAGGGAGGGCAUUGCAUUGUAGGCUGUAAUUUUGUGCCAACCAAUAAAAACCAGUAUUGCACACAUA